This is a messenger RNA of Botrytis byssoidea, 1428 nucleotides long. RefSeq lists its product as uncharacterized. Gene Ontology annotation, molecular function: metallodipeptidase activity. The record is from RefSeq and is a predicted model, not a curated record. NCBI's taxonomy places the organism in Eukaryota, Fungi, Ascomycota, Leotiomycetes, Helotiales, Sclerotiniaceae. Bases 1 to 1428 code for a protein of 475 amino acids. Gene Ontology annotation, biological process: proteolysis. The transcript is spliced from 3 exons.
AUGCCUCACACAGAACAAGAUCCUCUAUUACCAAGAGAUAGAUCAUCGCCAGAAAUCAAAGAUUCAAGAGAAAGUCGAAAUGCCUGCUUUGAACCAACAAAUGGCCGGGGGAAGAGACAAUUCAGUGAUCUAAUGGCAGUGGUUCUGGGACUAUGCUCUCUGCUUAUACUUACUAUGCUAAUCAUCCCUGAUGGUUUUGUUGAUAAUAUCUUGAAUCAUCAUUGGCCGUUUGGAAAUCAAGAGCCAAAGACAAUUGAAGAGAGAGUGGAUAGAAUCUUGACUGAAACACCACUUAUAGAUGGACACAAUGAUCUUGCAAUCUUCAUAAGAUCUGCUUAUAAAAAUCGCAUCUAUGAUGAGAAGUUUACCAAUAAGUUUGAGAAUGGUGGAAUGGCUUCUCACGUGGAUCUUCCUCGAUUGAAAGCAGGAAAGAAUGGAGGUGCUUUUUGGAGUGCAUUCGCUCCAUGUCCCUCAAACUGGAGUAAUUUUUCCACCCCAAAUUAUGACUCUUCUGUUGACUUUACCUUGACACAACUUGACCUUCUCGCUCGUCUCCAAGCUGCCUACCCCUCUCAUUUUGCACUUCCAGGAGACAGCAGUACUGCCUUGACUGCUUUCCAAAACGGCCAACUCAUAUCGCCAUAUAUAAUUGAAGGUCUACACCAAAUUGGAAAUUCUAUAUCUAAUCUCCGCCAAUACUAUACUCUUGGAGUUCGCUACGCAACCUUGACACACAACUGUCACAAUCGCUAUGCAGAUGCGGCACUGGUUGAGCUCCCAGAGGGUGGUAUCGAGAAAUCUAAACCUCAAUGGGGAGGUGUUUCACCCGCUGGUCGUCAGCUUAUCCAUGAGAUGAAUAGAUUAGGGAUGAUUGUUGAUCUAUCACAUACUAGUCAAGACACAAUGCGUGCUGUGCUCGGCUGGGAAGCCGACUGGUCAGGUAGUCUCGCCCCAGUAAUCUUCAGCCAUUCAUCUGCCUACGCAGUAUGUCCUCAUCCGCGAAACGUACCUGACGAUGUUCUCCAACUCGUCAAGAAAACAAACUCCCUCGUCAUGGUCAAUUUCUCACCAGACUUCGUAUCAUGCGUUGCAAAUUCGUCCAAUACAAAUGGACUUCCAGAUUUCUAUCCCAACAAUUCAACCUUAGAACAUGUAGCCAGACAUGUCAUGCAUAUCGGUGAUCUCAUCGGCUAUGACCACGUAGGCUUCGGUAGUGAUUUCGACGGUAUCCCCGAUACACCAAAGGGACUAGACGACGUAAGCAAGUUUCCAGACUUAGUAGCUGAGCUUCUCAAACAAGGAGUCAGUGACGAAGAUGCUGGAAAGGUUGUAGGUGGUAAUAUUUUAAGAGUUUGGAAAGAUGUCGAUGAAGUAUCUGCACAGUUGAAGGCGAAUGGGGAGAAGCCCCUAGAGGAUGACCUUUCUUGA